UGGUCCUUUCUUCUCCUCCUUCCUUUUCCUCUCCCAAUAAAAACCCUCCUAAUAUCACAUUCUCUUCUCUAUUGUCAUCCACUCUAUUUUGUUCUUGUUCGUUCUCUCCUCUCUGGUUUCAGAGACCCUUACACAGUUGUCUUCUAUACCUAUACCAAGCAAGUGGCUGUCUCUUAUUCGUACACUUCAAAUUUCCUGUCCUCUCCUUUUCUCUCAAGAAAGUGACCACCAACGUCUCUCUUUGUUUAAGAGUCCUAAGACUGAUGCUACUUUUAGUACAAACAGAGAAAACAGAGUCUUGAUAGAUAAAUCUCUCUCUAUUUCUCUGAUAGUUUCUCUGAUAGUUUCAUAAGUUUGAAGACUUGCACAAAUUCAAGAUCUGGGUCAUUCUUAAAAAUGGCGAAAUCGCCAAGUUCAGAGACAAAAUGUUGUUCUAAUAAGUCUUCUUCUUGUGAUGGGUCUCUGCAGAAUCUGGUUUCUGAUGAUAGAAAGACAGCAGCAGCGACAAAGAGAAGUAGAGGAGACUGUAAUAAUAACAACAAUAAUAAGCAUCCUACGUAUAGAGGUGUAAGAAUGAGAAGCUGGGGGAAAUGGGUAUCUGAAAUUCGUGAACCCAGAAAGAAAUCAAGAAUAUGGCUUGGUACAUUCCCAACACCAGAAAUGGCAGCAAGAGCUCAUGAUGUUGCAGCUUUAAGCAUUAAAGGUAACUCGGCGAUUCUUAAUUUUCCUGAAAUCACUGAUUCACUUCCUCGUCCUGUUUCUCUUUCUCCUCGUGAUAUUCAAGCUGCUGCAACUAAAGCUGCUUCCAUGGAGGAAUUCAAUUAUUUAACCACCACUACCACCACCACCACCACAACAACAUCCUCUUCUUCUUCAUCAUCAUCAUCAUCAUCAGAACAAGAUGAAGAAUUAAGUGAGAUAGUUAAGUUACCAAGUCUUGGAGAUGAUUCACAAAAUGAAUCAACAAUUAAUGAUUUCAUAUUGGUUGAUUCAAUUAAUGAUUAUGGAUGGGUAUUUCCGCCACCAUUAUUACAGUGUUGUUCUGAUGGUGAUCAUGAUUCUGGUUGUGGCUACUCAUUUCUUGAUCAGUUAUUAUCAGGUCCUGAUCAAGAAACUUCUGUUCCCAGUAGUUUUGAAGCUUUGUUGUUAGAUUGUUAGAAAUUAAUUUUAGAAUUUUAUGUGUGAUUUCUUUUUUCUUUUUCUUUGAUCUUUUACUGUACAUAUGUUUGCAAGAUUGCAGUCAACUUUCAUAUGUUUGCAGCAGUAAACACUCUCCUUUCAAUGCUC
Molecule: messenger RNA, 1287 nt
Organism: Papaver somniferum (opium poppy)
Lineage: Eukaryota; Viridiplantae; Streptophyta; Magnoliopsida; Ranunculales; Papaveraceae
Product: ethylene-responsive transcription factor ERF043-like
Exons: 1
Coding region: 397-1158 (253 amino acids)
Biological process (GO): regulation of DNA-templated transcription
Molecular function (GO): DNA binding; DNA-binding transcription factor activity
Source: RefSeq, a predicted model, not a curated record